Messenger RNA from Zophobas morio, 6541 nucleotides. It is a transcript of the gene l(3)72Ab, whose product is annotated as Brr2 U5 snRNP complex subunit. NCBI's taxonomy places the organism in Eukaryota, Metazoa, Arthropoda, Insecta, Coleoptera, Tenebrionidae. The coding region runs from base 60 to 6473 and encodes 2137 amino acids. The record is from RefSeq and is a predicted model, not a curated record. The transcript is spliced from 10 exons. Gene Ontology annotation, molecular function: nucleic acid binding; ATP binding; ATP hydrolysis activity.
CAUAUGUCAACAUUGUCAAUUGUCAAAAUGUUAAUCCGUUCGGUGUCGUGUUUGUAAUAAUGGCGGAUGCUGCGGCUAGGCAGUUACAGUACGAAUACAAAGCUAAUUCAAAUCUUGUACUUCAAGCAGACGUUCGUUUAAUCGAAAGAAGAAGCCGAGAUGAAGCAACAGGAGAAGUUGUUUCCCUUGUUGGAAAACUGUCCGGAACUAAAAUGGGAGAUCGCGCUCAGCGAACCCGCCCGGGCAAAGCGGAGGAACGUAAAGUGAAGCGUCAGAAGCGAGAUGAAGCACAAUAUGACUUCGCUAGGAUGAAAGGUGCAACUUUAUUGUCUGAGGGCGUUGAUGAGAUGGUGGGAAUAAUUUAUCGCCCAAAGACACAAGAAACUAGACAAACGUACGAAGUUCUUUUAAGUUUUCUACAAGAAGCUCUAGGCGACCAGCCCCGUGAUAUUCUAUGUGGAGCUGCUGAUGAAGUGCUUGCAGUAUUAAAGAAUGAUAGAUUAAAAGAUAAAGAAAAGAAAAAAGAAACUGAGGCGUUGUUAGGCUCGAUUGCGGAUGAAAGAUUUGCUUUGCUUGUUAAUUUGGGUAAAAAAAUAACUGAUUUUGGAAGUGAAGAAAACAAAACCUCCGUCAACGACGAAAACAUAGAUGAAACUUACGGUAUUAAUGUUCAGUUCGAAGAGUCAGAAGAAGAAGAUGACGAAGACAUGUAUGGUGAAGUUCGUGAAGAUAUGGAUGACGAAGAAGGUGAAGAAGCUAAAGAGGAUAGUGCCAUUCAUGCUGAAAAUUUGGGUGGUGUAGAAGAAAUGAAAAAAGAAAAAACCUUACAUCCACUUGACAUAGAUGCUUAUUGGUUACAACGACGCCUUUCAAAAAUUUACGACGAUGCUAUGGUUUCUCAGGCUAAAGCUGCAGAAGUUUUGAAUGUUUUACGAGAUGCCACUGAUGAUCGAGAAUGCGAGAAUCAGCUAGUGUUACUACUGGGAUAUGAUUGUUUUGACUUCAUAAAACAAUUAAAGAAACAUAGACAGAUGAUUUUGUAUUGCACUUUACUGGCAAAAUCUCAAAGUGAAUCUGAAAGGCAAAAAAUUAAAGAUAAGAUGUCUGAAGAUUCUAGCCUAGCUCGAAUCUUACGUCUCUUGGAAACUGGAAAAGGGGACGAAGAUGGUGAAAACGAAGAAUCAACAUCAAGGUCAGCGAGACAGAAGGAUCACUCUGAUGAAAUGGAAACAGGGACAAGUUCACAAGUUGCAGGAUCAAGACAUCUAAUAGAUUUUGAAGAUUUAGUAUUUUCUCAGGGUUCUCAUUUUAUGGCAAAUAAACGCUGUCAGUUACCAGAUGGCUCAUUCAGGAAACAAAGAAAAGGUUAUGAAGAAGUUCAUGUUCCGGCACUUAAACCAAAACCGUUUGGAGAUAACGAAAAAUUACAACCAAUCGAUCAGUUGCCAAAGUACGUACAACCAGUAUUUGACGGUUUCAAAACACUUAACCGGAUUCAAAGUCGUUUGUGUAAAACCGCCCUGGAGACAGAUGAAAAUUUGCUCCUGUGUGCUCCAACUGGUGCGGGUAAAACAAAUGUUGCCUUAUUGUGUAUGAUGCGUGAAAUCGGAAAGCACAUCAAUACCGAUGGCACCAUAAACGCAGAUGAUUUUAAGAUAAUCUAUGUAGCACCUAUGCGUUCUCUCGUGCAAGAAAUGGUUGGCAAUUUUGGAAAAAGACUCUCAAGUUACAAUAUUACUGUAUCAGAGUUAACCGGUGAUCACCAAUUGACUAGAGAACAAAUAGCUGCGACACAAAUAAUUGUAUGUACUCCCGAAAAGUGGGAUAUCAUUACUCGAAAGGGAGGUGAGAAAACUUUUGCUUCCCUCGUUAGAUUAAUUAUUAUCGACGAAAUUCAUCUGCUGCAUGAUGAGAGAGGUCCGGUGUUAGAAGCUCUUGUUGCUAGAACAAUUCGAAUGAUUGAGGCUACUCAAGAAGAUGUUCGUAUAGUGGGUCUGUCAGCCACGUUGCCCAACUAUCAAGAUGUUGCCGCUUUUUUGAGAGUAAAGUCAGAUAGUGGACUGUUUUAUUUUGACAAUAGUUUUAGACCUGUUGCCUUAGAGCAACAGUAUAUUGGUGUCACUGAAAAAAAGGCCUUAAAAAGAUACCAAGUAAUGAAUGAAAUCGUUUAUGAAAAAACUAUGGAACACGCGGGACGUAAUCAAGUCUUGAUAUUUGUCCAUUCAAGGAAAGAGACUGGAAAAACGGCCCGAGCUAUUCGUGACAUGUGUUUAGAGAAGGAUACUUUGGGUCAGUUUUUAAAAGAAGGAUCUGCUUCCAUGGAGGUUUUGAGAACAGAAGCUGAACAAGUGAAAAAUCAUGAGUUAAAGGAUCUUCUGCCAUAUGGUUUUGCUAUACAUCACGCUGGCAUGACUCGAGUCGAUAGGACGUUGGUAGAGGAUUUAUUUGCAGAUAGACACAUCCAAGUGUUGGUAUCUACUGCCACUCUUGCUUGGGGAGUAAAUCUUCCCGCCCAUACGGUAAUAAUUAAAGGCACUCAGAUUUAUAAUCCAGAGAAAGGAAGAUGGGUCGAAUUAGGUGCCUUGGAUGUUCUCCAAAUGUUAGGACGUGCAGGUCGACCUCAAUAUGAUACUAGAGGUGAAGGCAUUCUGAUUACGAAUCACAGUGAACUUCAAUAUUACCUAUCCCUUCUCAAUCAGCAGUUACCAAUUGAAUCGCAGAUGGUUUCUAAAUUACCUGAUAUGUUGAACGCUGAAAUAGUGUUAGGCACAGUGCAAAAUGUAAGAGAUGCAGUGACUUGGCUGGGAUAUACCUAUUUAUAUAUUAGAAUGUUGAGACAACCAAAUCUGUAUGGAAUUGCUCACGAUCACAUGAAACAAGAUCAGUUAUUAGAGCAGCAUCGAGCCGAUUUGAUCCACACUGCUGCUUUACAUUUAGAUCGCAGCGGAUUAGUCAAAUAUGACAGAAAAACUGGGCAGUUCCAGGUUACUGAACUGGGUAGAAUUUCCUCGCAUUACUACUGUACACAUGAAACCAUGCAAACUUACAAUCAACUACUUAAACCUAUGCUCAGUGAAAUAGAGCUCUUCCGGGUAUUUUCGUUAUCGUCGGAAUUCAAAAACAUCACAGUUCGUGAAGAAGAAAAGUUGGAACUUCAAAAACUUAUGGAGCGAGUUCCAAUUCCAAUUAAAGAAAGUAUAGAAGAACCGAGUGCUAAAGUAAACGUUCUUUUGCAAGCAUACAUUUCGCAGUUAAAACUGGAAGGUUUCGCUUUAAUGUCUGACAUGGUCUACGUUACACAAUCAGCAUCAAGAUUAAUGAGAGCAAUUUUUGAAAUAGUGUUGCAUAGAGGGUGGGCCCAGUUAGCUGACAAGUCUUUGGCUUUAUGCAAGAUGAUUGACAAGAGGAUGUGGCAAUCAAUGUCACCAUUGAGGCAGUUCCGCAAAAUGCCUGAAGAAAUCGUCAAAAAGAUCGAAAAGAAAAAUUUCCCGUGGGAGCGCUUGUAUGAUUUGGGACCCAAUGAAAUUGGCGAGCUGAUUCGCGUUCCCAAACUAGGGAAAACGAUACACAAAUACGUACAUCAAUUCCCUAAACUCGAGCUUUCUACUCAUAUCCAACCGAUUACAAGAUCGAUGUUGAAAGUUGAGCUGACGAUAACGCCAGAUUUUCAAUGGGACGACAAACUGCACGGGACUUCAGAGGCCUUUUGGAUUUUAGUUGAAGAUGUGGACUCGGAAGUCAUCCUUCAUCAUGAAUAUUUCCUUUUGAAAUCAAAAUAUUGUCAAGACGAGCACUUGGUCAAGUUUUUUGUCCCUAUUUUCGAACCUUUGCCACCACAAUACUUCUUAAGGAUAGUUUCAGAUAGAUGGAUUGGCGCCGAAACACAGUUACCUGUUUCUUUCAGGCAUUUAAUUUUGCCUGAAAAGAACUUUCCGCCCACCGAACUAUUGGAUUUACAGCCUUUGCCUGUUACGGCACUUAGAAACGACAAAUAUGAAUCAUUAUACAGCGACAAAUUUCCUCAAUUUAAUCCUAUUCAGACACAAGUUUUUAACUCUGUUUAUAACGGUGACGACAAUAUUUUCAUUGGUGCUCCAACGGGUUCGGGAAAAACCACUAUAGCCGAGUUUGCGAUACUUCGUUUAUUUGACAGGAAUCCAGAAGGACGGUGUGUCUAUUUGGUUCCGAAAGAUGCUUUAGCUGAAUUGGCGUUUGCCGACUGGCAUAACAAAUUUGGUCAGAUGCUGGGCAAAAAAGUGGUUUUGUUGACAGGAGAAACAGGAACAGAUUUGAAACUACUUGCCAAGGGUCAGAUAGUUAUUAGCACAGCUGAAAAAUGGGAUGUUCUGUCACGAAGAUGGAAACAACGAAAGAACGUCCAAAAUGUGAACUUAUUCAUUGUUGAUGAAUUGCAUUUGAUUGGGGGUGAAGAUGGGCCCGUUAUUGAAAUAGUUUGUUCAAGAAUGAGAUAUAUUUCGUCCCAGAUCGAAAAACCCAUCCGAAUUAUCGCUUUAAGUGCUUCGUUGAUGGAUUAUAAAGAUGUUUCCCAAUGGUUGGGAUGCAGCGCUAAUUGUACUUUUAAUUUUCACCCAAGUGUUAGACCAGUUCCGUUAGAAUUACACGUUCAAGGCAUUAACAUCACUCACAACGCUUCCAGACUAGUAGCGAUGGCAAAACCAGUCUAUAAUGCUAUUGUUAGAUAUAGUCCUCACAAACCAGUGAUUGUAUUUGUUCCUACAAGAAAGCAGUCAAGGUUAACGGCAAUAGAUUUGCUUACGUACGCGGCUUCCGAAGGGCAGUCUAAUAAGUUUUUCCAUGCAGAAGAAGAAGACAUCAAACCUUUUUUGGAUCGCAUGACAGACAAGACUCUGAAGGAAACCCUCUCGCAAGGCGUUGCAUACAUGCAUGAAGGUUUAACUGCAAGCGAUUUACGGCUUGUAGAACAAUUGUUUGAUUCGGGAGCGGUUCAGAUAGCUGUGGUUAGUAGAGACUUGUGUUGGACUGUCAACAUUUUUGCUCAUUUGGUGAUCAUUAUGGACACUCAAUCUUAUAAUGGCAAGAUACAUUCUUAUGAAGAUUAUCCUAUUACUGAUGUACUUCAAAUGAUUGGAAGAGCGAAUCGUCCUCUCGAAGACGAUGACGCAAAGUGUUUCUUAAUGUGUCAAAGUUCCAAGAAGGACUUCUUUAAGAAGUUUCUUAGUGAUCCAUUACCUGUUGAAAGUCAUUUGGACCACAGACUUCACGAUCAUUUCAACGCUGAAAUAGUUACAAAAACGAUUGAAAACAAACAAGAUGCUGUGGAUUACUUAACAUGGACGUUUUUGUAUAGAAGACUCACGCAGAAUCCAAAUUACUACAAUCUUCAAGGAGUGACGCAUAGGCAUUUGUCUGAUCAUUUGUCAGAACUAGUAGAAACUACCUUAUCCGAUUUAGAGCAAUCCAAAUGUAUUAGUAUAGAAGAUGACAUUGAUUGUGUUCCACUUAAUUUAGGAAUGAUCGCUGCAUACUAUUAUAUUAACUAUACAACUAUUGAAUUAUUCAGUCUAUCGUUAAACAGCAAAACUAAAAUUCGUGGUUUGUUGGAAAUCAUAUCAUCAGCUGCAGAGUAUGAAGAUCUUCCGGUUCGACAUCAUGAAGAUAAUACUUUGCGACAACUAGCUGCAAAAUUGCCUAAUAAGUUGACGUCUUCUACAGGAAGCCAACCUAAAUUCAACGACCCCCACGUCAAGACUAACCUUCUUGUUCAAGCUCACCUGUGUCGAUUGCAAUUGGGCGCAGAAUUACAAGGAGAUACUGAAAUUGUUCUUAGCAAAGCUAUCAGGCUUAUUCAAGCAUGUGUGGAUGUAUUAAGUUCCAAUGGAUGGCUGUCACCGGCAGUGGCUGCUAUGGAAUUAGCCCAAAUGGUUACGCAGGCUAUGUGGAGUAAAGAUCCUCUCUUAAAGCAGUUACCCCAUUUUACAGCAGAUAUCGUGAAAAGAUGUAAAGAUAAGAAGGUGGAAACAGUGUUUGACAUAAUGGAACUGGAAGAUGAAGAUAGGUCGAGGUUGCUACAGUUGACGGAUGCCCAAAUGGCUGACGUUGCCAGAUUUUGUAACAGAUAUCCCAACAUAGAACUGAAGCAUGAAGUAUUGGACAAAGAUAAAAUACAUUCUGGAUCAUCCGUACAUGUAGCUGUUCAGCUUGAAAGAGAAGAUGAGGUUAACGGACCAGUUAUUGCACCAUUUUUCCCACAGAAACGUGAAGAAGGCUGGUGGGUCGUCAUUGGUGAUCCAAAAUCCAAUUCUUUGUUAUCAAUAAAGAGACUUACUUUACAACAGAAGGCUCGUGUUAAAUUAGACUUCGUCGCUCCAAGUCCCGGGCAUCAUAAUUAUACAUUGUAUUUUAUGAGUGAUGCUUAUUUGGGUUGCGAUCAAGAAUAUCAGUUUUCUAUUGAUGUAGGAGAUUUUGAAAGCAGUGAAAGUGAAUCAGAUUAAUGUUUUAUGUUCAUAUAGUACACAAAAAGCUUACUUUUUCAUUGUAAAUAAAUAUGUCUAAUACUUAA